ACUUCAAAUAGGUCGUGCUGAUAUUCAAUAGUCCGCGAGAAGCAGAGAUACAUGUUUACUGGAUGCCGGCUCGUCUUGUUUAUUUUUCAAAUUUGAUCUGAGUUUUGUUUUGUAACAACAAUGUGCAAGUGUGGUUAUUUGUCGGUUGCAUUUGUCGCACUUUUGUCUUUAGUAAAUAGCCAAGUGCAGGAUGGAAGCCCCUGUAAAAUACCAAACGGGCCAAACGGCAUAUGUAUAUACGUCUACGAAUGCAAAGUUGUGACAGAUAUACUUUCCAGAAGUAGUUUAACCUUCGAAGCUAGAAAUUAUGUGAGAAGUCUAUCGUGUGGCCAAAGAAAUGGAAGACCGUAUGUGUGCUGUCCUCAGCUAAGUACUAGAGAUACUAAUACAAUACAGCCAGUUAACCCAACUGCAGCUACUGAAGAGGAACUACUUUACAAAGAAAAAUUUAUUCUUCCGCCAAAAUGUGGUCUCAGCAAUGCUUCACAUCCCAAAGUUGUCGGAGGCAUACCAGCUAAGCUAGGUGACUUUCCAUGGAUGGUAGCUUUAGGCUAUCAGAAUAGAAAAAAUCCUAAUAUACCAAGGUGGCUUUGUGGUGGAACGUUAAUUACGUUUAGGCACGUUUUAACAGCUGCGCAUUGUGUGCAAAAUAGACCAGAUUUGUAUAUAGCGAGAGUCGGAGAAUUAGAUUUAUAUGUGGAUGACGAUGGGGCAAAUCCCAAAAAUGUACGAAUUACCAAUGCUAAAGUUCACGAAGAAUUCAGUAGUACCAAAUUUAUCAAUGAUAUAGCUAUAUUGACCCUUUCAGAAAGUGUUGAAGAUGUGGCUGGCGUUACGCCCAUUUGCCUGCCAUUUGAAGAUCACAUAAGAACCAAAUCGUAUGUUGGUGCACAACCAAUGGUCGCUGGAUGGGGAGCUAUAAAUUUUAAUGGUCCUUCAAGUUCAGUUUUGCAAAAGGUCAAAAUUCCAAUAAUAGAUAACAGUCAGUGUGAAAAAGUCUUUGCAAAGCAAAGUAUAAUUGAUGACACAAUUAUAUGCGCUGGGUAUAGCGAGGGUGGCAAAGAUUCUUGUCAGGGAGAUUCAGGCGGUCCCCUAAUGUACGGAACUUCGAACCGUUCAGAAAGAGGUAUAUUGUUUUAUCAAAUAGGGGUUAUAUCUUAUGGUCGUCGAUGCGCAGAAGCUGGUAUACCUGCUGUUUAUACUAGAGUAACAAAGUUCCUGAACUGGAUAGGAAAAAAUUUAGACUAGAAAAACUAUAUUAUAAAAAAAAAUAUAUAUUCAACAGAAUAUCGGUGAAAGAGCUUUAACAGUGUAUUAAAAAUAAGACUAUACGUUUUUUUAUCAUUUAGGUCUAGACUUUUUAUAGGAUAGAAAUGUUACAUAUGAGAAUGAAACACAGCAAACUGAGAAAAUAAUAUCUUAUAUUAUAUCUAAAUAGGUAGGUAAUCAUUGGUUGAUCGUUAUAUAAUAUAUGAAUUAAUGGAAUAUUUAUUAUUUGUAUCUACUCAUUAAUAUGUAUUUUUUUAAUAAAUAGACUUGGCGCUUUAGUGUAC
This is a messenger RNA of Ceutorhynchus assimilis (cabbage seed weevil), 1553 nucleotides long. NCBI's taxonomy places the organism in Eukaryota, Metazoa, Arthropoda, Insecta, Coleoptera, Curculionidae. The record is from the annotation of a GenBank genome assembly.